AUGGGUGAGGAUAAUACAGACACCCUCGAAAUUGUGGCAGAAGUGACCGGGGUGCAUGAACCUCUCCUGCCAAACACAGACACUGUAAACACCCCAUGCAAGGACUCUCUGACCUCUGAUUUUACAGCGUGCAAAUCAGAACAAAGAGGGAUUACAUUUGGGUGUGGCUCCAACGACUUGUCUGACUGCCCUGCUGCCAAUCUGGUUACUGUCAAAGAGGAGAUCGAGGAAGUUUUCAUCGGGGAAUUAGAAGGGUACAGCGAAGAUAGUUCAGAUGCACCGGUAGCCCUCGAUGAGAUAAAUACAGAAGACGAGGAGGCAGCAGGGGACGAUCCCAUCCUCACUGGCCUACUCCUUAUUGACGAUCAGGGUAUUCCUUACACGCUAACACCUGAUGAACCUAGUGACUUGCCUCGACUUCUUACUACUUCUACUUCAACAGAAUCCUCAGCUGUCUCAAAAACCGACCUCCCUUCAGGUACUAAUUCCAGUACUGCAGCCGGUCCUCGCAGCCAGCCUUCUCCCUCUACAACUGCCCAGCCUGUUAGAAUUUUGGCAAAUUCCAGCACUAACGCUCCCAUCCUCCUCCUCCCUUCUGCCCACCCCUCCAUUUCUACAUCUAAGACCAUCUCAAAUUCGGGUCUACUGGCACUUUCUCUCCCCCUUUCCAUUGCCCAGAAGUCUCCAUCUACCCCUGUGUUAAUUGUCCUGUCCCCUCUCACUACUGCCUCAGUUCCGUCUUCAUCCUCGGCCUCGGCCUCUCCGCUUGCUGUUAAUGACCCUGUUACCUCUUCCUUGCCCAUCUCCCAGACCCCUUCUCCAUCUUCAGUCUCUCUUCCUCUGUCUUCUGUUCAGACAAACCCAAAUUCUUUACCCUCCACUCCUUCUCUCCCUGUGCUGAACCUUGACUCCAAUACACUCUCUACCUCUUUUGGAAACAGUAACUGCUCUGCCCAUACCUCUCCUGCUGUUUCUUGUGCUACCUCCAGCAACCAACCCAACCCGGACCAUUCCUCUGAAAUAAUAUUCCCAAAAUGUUCACCACGCCAGAGACUCCCGCAACCAGAAAUCCCCAGCGAUACCAAAUCAUCUUCCGUUGCUGACACCAAAAUUAAGCCCAGCAACUCACCUCUCCCUUCUUCCUUAUCUCCUGACGAGACGCCCCAGCAACCCUCCCCUCCGACCACCCCUAAUCCACCAGUGCACCCUGGUCUAAAAGUAGCUCCCUCUGAAGUCUCUCAACCCGUUUCCACCUCUGACACCUCAAAAGGACAGUUUUCCACUCACGACCCAUGUUACACCUCCUCCGGCACUCCGCCUCCCACGGUAAUCUUCCCCACCAACCACCCGAAAAACCUCUCUCUGUCCCCCACGUGCCCCCGCCGCAUCCUCUACUGCCAGUUUUGCCCGCGGGCCUUCUACUACCUCUCCGACCUUGAGCGCCACUCCAUCACCCACUCCCAGAGCAAGCCGCACGUAUGCCCGCUAUGCAGCAAGGCCUUCAAGCGCUCCAGCCACCUGGAGCGGCACAAGCACAUCCACACGGGCCAGAGGAACUUCGUCUGUCCCAUCUGCUCCAAGAGGUUCCGUGAGGCGGGCGAGCUCCUCAGGCACCAGCGGGUCCACACGGGCGAGAAGCCCUUCCAGUGCCCGCAGUGCCACAUGCGGUUCGCCGAGCGGAACACCCUGCGCCGGCAUGCCAAACGGAAACACCAAGACCAGCACGGGCUGGACGGGCAGGGAGAUGGCCGUCACGUCCCGGGCGGCAUACAGGGGGAGCAAGAGGACAGUGCGGAAUGGUACAGCAGUACUGUGCCCGAACUGGACUCUGAAAAUGAAAUGGACAAAGAUUAGGACAUGGUGUCUCAUGGUACUACAUCCCUCAUCUCUACCCUUGGCUAUAUUAAUUUUUUUUUUGUUUUCCCAUGGAGUAAUAGUUUGAAAGGACAUUCCCUGAAUGCAGAUUUGCACUUCAGUCAAUGUUGUUCUCUAAGCUCAGCACUGCGAUUGAUGAAUUACA
This is a messenger RNA of Megalops cyprinoides (Indo-Pacific tarpon), 2020 nucleotides long. RefSeq names its product leucine-rich repeat extensin-like protein 5. The transcript is spliced from 3 exons. Gene Ontology annotation, cellular component: nucleus. Bases 1 to 1854 code for a protein of 617 amino acids. The record is from RefSeq and is a predicted model, not a curated record. NCBI's taxonomy places the organism in Eukaryota, Metazoa, Chordata, Actinopteri, Elopiformes, Megalopidae.